This is a messenger RNA of Clarias gariepinus (North African catfish), 2588 nucleotides long. It is a transcript of the gene dzip1l, whose product is annotated as DAZ interacting zinc finger protein 1-like. Gene Ontology annotation, cellular component: cytoplasm; ciliary basal body. The transcript has 16 exons. Lineage: Eukaryota; Metazoa; Chordata; Actinopteri; Siluriformes; Clariidae. The record is from RefSeq and is a predicted model, not a curated record. Bases 197 to 2449 code for a protein of 750 amino acids. Gene Ontology annotation, biological process: cilium assembly.
GUUAGAGACACAACACACUGCUGAUUUACAUUUAAACCUGUAUAAAUGUUACGUCUCUCUCUCGGAGCUGCUCGGCUGAGAGUCGCCGCUGGUCCGGUUGGUGUUCAGCGGAGAGCCGGAGCUGAGGUGAGACCCCGAGCUGGGCAGUAACGGUCAAUCACCAUCAUCUCUUCACUCUAUGCCUUGACCUCUAAUCAUGCCAGGACAUAUCUCCCCAACCGGCCCUUCCUGGAGUGCCUCAAUCCCCACUCAGCCAUUCCACUUCCGUCUCCGUAUUGAGCCGAUGGACUGGCGCCGUAUGGCAGCACUGGAUGUGGACCGUGUUGAGAGAGAAACAGACAUAAACGUGCUGCAGGAGUUCAUCAGUGCUGUCACUUUUUGUGCUGUGGAGAGCGAACGGUGUCCGCAGUGCCGCUGUCCAAUUGACACGACACUGCUCAAAGUUCUGCGGAUGUCACAGCUCAGCACAGAGUACCUGCUGCACUGCCAGAACUAUCUGAGCUCACAGGUGGCAGCACUGGAGGAGCGGCUACAGGGAACGCUGUCUCAGGUAGUGCGAGAGGAAGAGGAGAGAGCACGACUCGAGAAAGAGCUGCAGGAAGUCAGGCUGGAGAGCCGGCGCAGGAAGAAGCUUAUCGCCACUCAACAGCUCCUCCUGCAGUCCAGUGCUAAUAACUACCACAAGUGCCAGCUCUGUGAAAAGUCUUUCGUCAAUUACUCUUAUUUACAGUCUCAUGUUCAGCGCAGACACCCUGAGAUCACUGAUGCAGAGAAGCAGAAGAAGAUACAGGUGGAGCAGAUGAAGGAUGGGUUGGAGGAGCUGAAGGAGAAACUUAGACUCACUCAGAGUCGGCUUGAAGCAGAGAGAGAGGCAGAUGUGUAUAGGAGACAGCAGGAGCUGGAGGAGCAGCGGAAAAGAGAGGCAUCUGACCGAGAGAUGAUGGAGAGAUGCAAGGAGGAGGAGAAGAGGACAUUUCAGGAUGAAAUCGAUGGCCUGAGACAGCUCCUUCACCAAGAAUUUGCACAAAUUAAAAAUAAGAGCAUCUCCAUAGAGACUAAACUGCAUGAGUUGGAGAACAGAGAUAAAAACAUGCCUAAUCUAAGAAGCGAGGAUGAAUUUGAAAAAGAACGGAUGAGGAUCAGAGAGACAGAGCUGAAAGAACAAAUGGUUGAGGAGAAGAAUAAAUGGAAGAAGAAAGUGAAAGAGCUGCAUGAUAGACACCAGCAUGAAAAAGAGAAGCUGGAAAGUGAAAAUAUGAGGCUACAGAGGGCUUUGACUGUGGAGGAAAGCACUAGUUCUAGUGUGCACUCACUGAAGCAGCAGGUUGUGUCUCUCUCCUCUCAGCUCAGAGAGAGAGACACACUCAUCCAUUCCCAAAAAAAGAAGAUAAAGACGCUGAUGUCUAGAUCACUGUCAGAAUCCAUUUCAAAAAUGGCUGCUCAGAAUUGUCCAGAAGAAGAAGAGAGUAAUGAAAAGGAAGAAAUUGAAGAAUUAGUGGCAGCCCAAGUGGAACCAGCAAGAGGAGUUCCAGUGCAGAGGAAGAAUUUUAGACCUGUUGUGAAGAAAAGACUGCAGAAGAGACUGGAGGAAAUAGGACUCAGAAAGGGCACUAAGGGGAUCUCUACUCAGACCCUGAGAAGUCUAAUCUAUGAGCGAGGACAGACAUUUAGGAGUCAGACACAGCUGCACGAUUUGAGAAACAACCUUGAGGCCCAGCUAAAGCUAAGAGUAAGAGAGCUGCAGAGGAGCCAGGGAACGCCUACAGCUAGCACACGUGUGUUGUCAAGAAAGAAGGUUUAUAGUCCAGUCAUGCAACAGAGCCCAAGACGCAGGCGGUUCAGUCCCAAAAACUCUCCACAGAAACAUGAGCUUCAUCAGCCUCCUGCACCUGCACCACGCUCCAAAGCUCCUUCACUCACACCAAUUCUGCCAGCACAGCAAAAGAAGAGCAGUACUCCACCCUUCAGCUCAGAAGAGGAGGACAGCGAUGGGUCAGGUGAGGACAGCGCCUACAUCACCAACUCCCGGGACAAACCGUCCACCUCUGUCCACCUCACAGCAACAAAGCAACAGCAGAGAGCACAACAGGAGCUCAGCUGGUCAGACAGUGACGAUUCAGAUGAAUUAAACACACAAAAACCACAACAGUUUUUUAGUACACAUGGUUCUGUUGUUCAAACGCUGACACAAAGUUUAGAAAAGCAGCUGAGCAGCAGCAGUGCUACUCCAGUAGGCGGAAUACGUGUGCUGCCUCCAGCCUCUCAGCCUUCACCUCGACCGUCCAUCAUCAAACAACAUGCGGUGUCUGAGGAAGAGAGCGAUGUGGACUUGUCCUCCAUCGAGGAGCUCACUGCUCCACCAACAGCCGGGCCCAGGAGCACAGAUGUGGGCGGCACCUCAGGCACUAGCUUAUGGAGCUCAGCUGCUAGCAGAGCAGGAGCAUGGUAAAGGGCUUCAAUACUGUUGAAUACUAAAUACUUCAAUGCUCUCUUCAGAACUAAGUUAACUCUUUAAUUGAAAUGUAUAUAUAAUGGAUCUAAAGUCUUAAAAUUUCACUUACCUUCUUUAUUUGACAAUUUACUAUGGG